AUGGCGGUACGGGAGUUAUGUGGACUGUUGGCGGUCCUUGCUGUCUUCUCUCCAGUUCUAGUUGAAGGCAACAAGAAGAUUUUCUGCUACUACAGCAGUUUUGCUCAGACAAGAAACGGUAUCGGCAAGUUCCUGCCUGAGGAUAUCGACCCUUACCUCUGCACACAUAUCAUCUACGCCUUCGUCGACAUCACCCCAAAUGGACGGGACCUUCUUGCUUUCAACUGGAAUGACCAGGGACCCAACGGCCUGUACGCCAGAACCAUUGCCUUGAAGAACAAGAACCCAGACCUGAAGGUUCUUCUUGCUGUCGGAGGCUGGCAGAUCGGCUCCAAGCCAUUCAUCCCUAUGAUCAGCAAUGAGUACAACAGGCGGUCAUGGGUGAAGAACGUCGUCAGAUACUUAAGAUCAAAUAACUUUGAUGGGUUCGAUAUGGACUGGGAAUUCCCUGCCACACGUGGCAGCCCCCCUGAGGACAAAUACAGGUUCUCCCUGCUGAUGAAGGAACUGCAAGAAGCUUUCAAAGCCGACGCGUACAACUCGGGCAAGGAGAAGCUACUGCUGACUUGUGCCACCGCUUCAGGCACAUACUACAUUGACCAGUCCUACGAACCACACAAGCUUGUCAAGUACAUCGACUACAUGUUCUUGAUGACAUACAACUACCACGGUCAGUGGGAGAAACAAACAGGACAUCACAGUGGCCUCUGGAAACACAGAAAUGAUCCUCCAGGCGAGAAGAGUGAGCUUCAUCAGCAAUGGUCAAUUGAUUACUGGCUUAACAUGGGAAUGGACAAGGACCGCCUGAUUGUAGGAAUACCCACCUACGGUAUGAGCUUCACCCUGGCUAACCCCCACCAGCACGGCGUGUUCGCCCCAGCCAGAGGCGGCGGCAGGAUGGGCAAAUACACUAGCGAGACCGGCAUCCUCUCUUACUAUGAGAUCUGCGAGAGCAUCAACCGUGAGGGCUGGAAGACUGAAUGGAUUGAUGACCAGGGUGUCCCUUACGCUUACGGCGGAGACCAGUGGGUUGGAUUCGAGACCCCAGAUAGUAUCAAACUGAAGUCUGACAACAUAAUUAAGCGUGGUCUCGGAGGAGCUUUUGUGUGGUCUGUUGAGAUGGAUGACUUUAAAGGAAGCUGCGGCAAUGGGCGUUAUCCUCUUCUCGGCACCAUCACCAAGAUUCUGAAACCUUACAGUGGACGCAGGGCCAACACCGCUGAUUCAGCAACUGUCCCCAGGUGGAAGCCUACCCCCAAGCCUAACCCUAUUGCCCAGCCCAAACCCCAGUGGACCAGAAGACCCGCAGGAGCUGAGAAACCCAGAAGUAAAUCUCCAUGGGCUAAGCCUACCAACAAACCCUCGUGGAGGUCCAAGCCAACAUGGAAGCCAAAACCAACAUGGAAGCCCAAGAACGACUGGAAGAAAUCUGAAAAGAGUUGGGAAAAGGUCAAAACCACCCCCAAGCACUGGAACGUCCGCCCCACGGGAAGACCCAGCAUGCCUAAGCAUGACCAUACAACCCACUCACCCAAACAGAGCCCCUGGCAAAAACCCGGCACAAAACAACCAUCAGCAGCUGGGAGUAUCGACUGCAAACAGCUUGGAGUUGGAAUGUUCACUGAUCCCGCCUCCUGUGAACGUUUCAUCAUGUGUUUGCCUGGAGCCUGGCUUGACUACGGACCAAUCAAGAUGGAUUGCCCCGCCGGAACGAAAUUUGACGAGAACUUGAAAAUAUGCAACCACGCCAACAGUGUAGAAUGUUAUGAUUAA
Molecule: messenger RNA, 1773 nt
Organism: Haliotis rubra (blacklip abalone)
Lineage: Eukaryota; Metazoa; Mollusca; Gastropoda; Lepetellida; Haliotidae
Product: chitotriosidase-1-like
Exons: 9
Coding region: 1-1773 (590 amino acids)
Biological process (GO): chitin catabolic process; carbohydrate metabolic process
Cellular component (GO): extracellular region
Molecular function (GO): chitin binding; chitinase activity
Source: RefSeq, a predicted model, not a curated record